This is a messenger RNA of Pocillopora verrucosa, 2106 nucleotides long. RefSeq lists its product as uncharacterized. The record is from RefSeq and is a predicted model, not a curated record. Lineage: Eukaryota; Metazoa; Cnidaria; Anthozoa; Scleractinia; Pocilloporidae.
CUCGGAAAUUCAGGAAGAUAAAAGUAAAUGAUGCGUGAGCGUUUUUCGUGGAAAACUUUGUUUACAAUACAACAGACUUUUGUGUACGACUAACUGCUACUCUUCGAAGCAGUACGAGCCAAGAUGAGUCUGACGGUGACAAUCCACGAGGGUGAACUUAGGCAGAUUAAGCAACACAUUGCAGAAAAACGGAUUGAGAGCGGACAUCUGUUUGGUCUGUGGACUCAUUCUAAUCAGCCAGUCGUGCAGUAUAUCACUGGUAGUCUUAAGGACGAAGAUGAAGAAGAGUUGUUCAAACCCCAUGCUCUUCGACGCGUUGGGAUAUGGAGCACAAACGAAUCUGGCGGUGUAAACCUAGGUGAAGGAAAGCCCUGCUUUGUUUAUAUGAAGGUUGAUGUGGACAACGAAACACUGCACGUGAAGCAAAUUUGUGUCGUUGAAAAGGAAGCUUCAUUGAAGGGAAUACUCGAGGUACUGCCGGAGGACAGCGCUUUCCGCCUCAGUAAUCCUUUCAGUGGAACACAAGAGAAAUAUCACAAUGAUCCGGUAAAGGGCGAGUUUCGCUGGACUUCAACUUCAUCGCAACAGGCCGAAACAAAAAGAGAGCAGUGGUACUCGGUGAAAGAAGGCAUGGACCUUUUUGGAAAGAUCCAUGGCGCUCUCCAGGGGAAAUUUCAAGUAACUGGUACAAGCAGAGACAAAGAGACCCACGAUCUAUGCGUUGCACUAAGGUUUGCACAACGAGAUUUUGCAAUAGAAUUUCCAGCUAAUUUUCCUGAUGGUGAGGCCACAUUGAGUACUGGAAACAAAGAUAUUCCGAUCUCGUUGGGAAAACCAGUCAAGGAAAAAGGAAACUUUAACGAUUCGAAAGCUGGUGAAAAGGAAGAUGACAAGGCAGAUCAUACAGAUGAUGUAGCACCUGACGAUAACCGAUCUAAAGAGGCUGCAUCAGAGCAAAGUCAGCAGCCCGGGAAGCAUCCGGAUGAUAACGAAAUUGCACAGCUGUUAGUCCAAGGAAUACUAAAAAUAAUUCAGCCAAAGAAUAGGGAGAAAGGAUCCUCGGUCUAAAAUGGAAAGGAAGCACAGUGAUGUCUUUUGUGAUAGCUUUCAGUUUUAUUUUUGCGACAGGAAAUAUUAUAAAUUUCUCUCCUUUCGUAUGAGUUUUCUCGUUCAUCUACUGCCUAGAAUAAUCACGAACAAAAGAUUGUAUUCUCUUGUCAUGAUCAAUAAACCCUAUUUCACACUAAAGCAUAAGGUAUCCGAUGUGGUAGGCACGCUUACAGCGGUAUGAAUAAGGGGUGUCGAUUUCCGUAAUCUGUUUUUGUUUAAUGAACACUGAUAACCGAUAGUAGUUUGACAGUUAAAUUUUGGUCAAGUUUCAGCAACAACUGUUGAUAUACUGGUAGUCCUGAAAAAACAUUUUUUUAGACACAAUAUAAUUGUUCUUAAGAUCUAUUACAACAAACAAUCUCACGAGACGCCAGAGAAUGUAAACUGGCCAAGAAUUUUAACAACUUGAAGUGUAAUCCGCCAAAAUCAAUCGAGAACACACGAAAACAAUACAAUCAAGAAUGUAAUCAGCUAAUGCUUUACAACACAGCUCUCUUCCAGCAUAAACUGCAACGCUAAAGGAUUAUGGGUAAUGUCAUCAAAAGUCUUCAUUUUGAAUCAUUAAAUAUAUUCCUUCAAGAUCGAUUGGCUGCAAAGAACAAGGGACCUGCAUUACUUAUCGCCUUGUGGAGGGGGGGGGGGGGGGUUGGAGUAUUUUGGCUGUGUCACGAUAAAUUUUUACUCGACUUCCCCUACCCCCUCUCCCAAUAAAGCUAAUUAAUGUUCCUAUGAUCCUUUAAAAAAGGCGACAGGAAAUAGCAGUUUGACAUAAGAGUGGUAGUUAAAUAUAUUCAAUUGAAAGACUGAUUAUAGUCAAGAUCUUAUAGUAACAACAGGUGGAAGUUGAUAAGAUUAAUGAAAGGAAUCAACAGUUAGUACGGCUGAUAAUUCAAGAAAACAACGUUUGAAUUUUUCUCCAACUUAGAAAUGGAGAAAGGCGGAAGAUAAAAGUGAAAAUAACAUAAUUCAAAUUUCUCCUUCCAGUUAUCUUCUUGU